AUGACUUCCGACAAGACCAAGGCUCAAGGCCCCUCCACCGCCAGCCCGGCGUGCGACAAGGGCCCCAAAGCUGACACUCCCACCAUCGCCAGCGUGAAGCCCGCGGGUGACAAGAAGCACUCCACUGCCACGUCUGCGGCCAAUUCCAGCGGUCACGUCACUGUUGAGGAUGCUGCUGUCUCUCCCACAGCUGGUCCUUCCUCUCAUCCUGAGCAGAAGCUCGACGGCACUGCUUCUGCAGCCAAGCCCGGCUCGUCCAGCCCGGCUCCCAUUGUCUACCUCAACCGCAACAGCACCUCCGACGAGGCUAACAGCCGUGUCGUCGUCUCUUCCGACUCCGCCUCUGACCCCACGCGCGACAAGGGCAAGGGCAAAGCCAAGGCGGUCCAGGAGCCCAUCGGCACUCGUGGCGACAACUUCAGCCCCACUCGUCCGCCCGUGUGGUUCACCACUGACGUCGGCCCCGGUUCCGAGGCUCCUGGCGGUCACUACCUGAAGCUUUUCAACCUGCACAAGGGUCAGCUUUCUGGGACUCUCAAGGCUCUCUACGACAAUUACAACUGGGGCAACAAGCUCCGCGGGGUGCAUUGCCCAACGUCAGAGGGCACUCAGUCCGAGAUCUUCUUGAACUUCAAUGACAUUGCCGAUGCCGACCGUGCCAUUCACGAGGUCGAGGUGGUCGAUCCCACUCUGCAAAUCAAGUACAUUUGCCAGACCGAGUACGCGGCCAUCAAGAGAAACAGCGCGAACGGGAGCGGAGAGGCCACCUCGUUCCACGACGGGCAGGUCCUCUUCUUCUGUGAGUUCACCGGGCCAAGCAGCGAGUUCUAUGUCGGAGACCUCGAGGAGAACGUUCGCGCAGUCGCCACUUCAUACGGCACUGUCGUUGCCUUUACGGAGUGGGAGAAGGACAAUGGCAAGCAUCAGUUCCGCGUGGAGUACGCCACGAUCAGCGCAGCCAAGGACGCGAUCACCACAAUGGAGGCGCGUAAGGUUCCCUUGAUUAUGGAUCGAUGGACCAUCGAAUCCAAGGAGUUGCCGGACUGGUCCGUCACCGCGAUGCCCCAGAGCAAUGUCCACUACCUGGAGAGCAGCGUGUACGCCAACGGCGCCGUCACUCCGCCGCAGACUCUUCCGAACGGCACUCAGAUCCAGUACACGAGUCCGACCGGCCGCACCGCGUGGACGCUCGACAGCAAUGGCAACCGCGUGCCCGUGCCGGCUCCGAAGCAGCUGCCAAAGUCCCACGGAGCCUCAAAUGCUCCGGGUGCAUCGACAGGAAUGGUUCGCGUGCAAUCGGAGCCGUUCGCAUACGCUACUCCCCCCUACUUCACCAGUCAAGACCCUCGUGCCGCUUCGAUGUGGGCCAAUCCUGCCUUUGUGGCCGCUUCGCCGACCGGCUUGUUCUACCACUCGGGUCCCAAGUUCACGACCGACGGGCCGAACAAGAUCUACCCCCAGAAGAUCAUCGAAGGCACCGACGUGCGCACCUCCAUCAUGCUGCGUAACCUGCCGAACGAGAUGACGUCGCAGGAGCUCAAGCAGCUGCUGGACCAGGUGCUUUACGGCAAGUACGACUUCUUGUACCUCCGCAUCGACUUCAACAACAAUAAGAACGUUGGCUAUGCCUUCCUCAACCUCGUCGACCCCAUGGACAUUGUCGGCUUCUACGAGCAUCAGUACAACAAGCCGUGGGUGCAGGCUCCAGCGGGAUCCGGCCGUCGUCGUUUCCGUCCUCGCAUCGCAGACCUUGCCUACGGUACUAUCCAGGGCCUGGACUGCCUGAUCGAGAAGAUGCGUAACUCGUCGGUGAUGGAUGAGAACCGGGACUACCGUCCCAAGCUGCUGUGGACCACCGCGUCUGCCCCUACGCCAUCCAUGGUGGGCCAGGAGAAGGACUUCCCCCCCGUCAACAACCCGUCCAAGAAGCAGCGUAGCCGCGACAAUGCGGGCCAGAUCGGCUUGUACGCGUCGGGCAGCCGUGGCAAGCGCAACGGCAUGUCCAACGGCGCUCACCAGUCGCAGUUCGACCGUGGCACGACGGCGCAGCUGCAAGAGGAGGCCUACUUCAAUCAGAUGUCGCCGAUGCAGAACGGUGGUGCUCAGCAGAUGUCACCCAUGCAGAACGGUGGUGCUCAUCACAUGUCGCCCAUGCACAACGGCGUGGCUCACCACAUGACGCCCAUGCGCAACGGCAUCCCUCCUCACAUGUCGGCCAUGCACAACGGUGCCGGCUCUCACAUGUCGCCCGUGAACUUCUUCCACCACGGCCACAUGGCUGCUGGAGCUGGCAUGACUCCGCCGUCGCAAUUCCACGUCAACCAAUACGGCAGCCCGUAUGGCAACGGCGUGCCGGUGAUGGAUCCGAUGUCUCACGGCCGUCUUCCCAAGCACUCUGCAGUCAACAACGGCAAUGGCUUCGGGCACGCUGGCCAAGGAUCGGCAUACCAUUCGAUGAACGGAUCGCAGCAAGUCUACGUCGCUCCGCAUAGGCGCUUCAGCACGAAACAGACGCAGGAUCCGUCGAUGAAUGGUCCGCAGUACGCCUACUACCCCGGUCCUGGCCAUUACAGCGUUCCCAGAGCCAUCUCGGAGGAGAUGCAGGGGUUGGGCAACGGGGCCAACGGCUACUACGACGGCUCCUCUGGUCAGCAGUACCCUGGCGUGUCUCACUAG
Molecule: messenger RNA, 2676 nt
Organism: Neohortaea acidophila
Lineage: Eukaryota; Fungi; Ascomycota; Dothideomycetes; Mycosphaerellales; Teratosphaeriaceae
Product: RNA recognition motif 2-domain-containing protein
Exons: 4
Coding region: 1-2676 (891 amino acids)
Molecular function (GO): RNA binding
Source: RefSeq, a predicted model, not a curated record